Messenger RNA from Salmo salar (Atlantic salmon), 2657 nucleotides. RefSeq names its product myotubularin related protein 9 (gene mtmr9). Gene Ontology annotation, biological process: phosphatidylinositol dephosphorylation; negative regulation of autophagy. Gene Ontology annotation, molecular function: protein phosphatase binding. Gene Ontology annotation, cellular component: cytoplasm. NCBI's taxonomy places the organism in Eukaryota, Metazoa, Chordata, Actinopteri, Salmoniformes, Salmonidae. The record is from RefSeq and is a predicted model, not a curated record.
AUUGAUUGUCAAUUUCUACAGAUAUCGGACACAAAUUGUUCGGGAACCAUAAUGUCAGAUGUCCUCUUGUUCCAGUCGGCAUGUUUUUGUAUUCGCACUUCAUUCUCGCCCAACCAGUACAUUUUGUCAAACAUCAGUAGAGGCGCCAGGAAAUGGAGUUUGCUGAGCUAAUUAAGACCCCCAGAGUGGAUGGGGUGGUGUUGAGGAGGCCCUUCCUGCCCACAGUGGAGGGAACUCUCUGUCUGACAGGACAUCACCUCAUACUGAGCUCCAGACAGGACAACACAGAGGAACUCUGGCUGCUUCAUGCUAACAUCGACGCCAUAGAGAAGAGGUUUGUGGGGUCUCUGGGCACCAUCAUAGUCAAGUGUAAAGACCUCAGGGUGAUUCAGCUGGAUAUCCCUGGCAUGGAAGAGUGCCUCAACAUCGCCAGCUCUAUCGAGGUUCUGUCCACACUGGACUCUGUCUCUUUGAUGUACCCGUUCUUCUACCGGCCCAUGUUUCAGGUCAUCGAGGAUGGAUGGAAGUCUUUCCUUCCAGAGGAUGCUUUCAAAGACUUGGAGUCCAUGACUGAAGAGUGGCGUCUGAGUGACGUGAAUAAGGACUACAGUGUGUGUUCCUCCUACCCUCCUCUGGUGGCCGUACCUAAAGAUGUGGAUGACGACACCCUAAGGAAAGCUGCCGCCUUCCGCCACGGGGGACGCUUCCCCGUACUCAGCUACUAUCACAAGAAGAACGGCAUGGUGAUGAUGCGUUCAGGCCAGCCGCUGACCGGCACCAACGGGCGUCGCUGUAAGGAAGACGAGAAGUUGAUCAACGCCACGUUGCGGGCGGGGAAACGCGGCUACAUCAUCGACACGCGUACCGUCAGCGUAGCACAGCAGGCCAAGGCACGGGGAGGAGGGUUCGAAUCAGAGGCCAACUACCCACAGUGGAGGAGGAUUCACAAGGCUAUAGAGAGGUCCAGUAUUCUCCAGGAGAGCCUGAUAAAGCUGGUAGAAGCCUGUAAUGACCAGAGCCACAGUAUGGACCGCUGGCUCAGUAAACUAGAGGCUUCUAACUGGCAGACUCACGUCAAGGAGAUCCUCACUACUGCCUGUCUGGCUGCUCAGUGCAUCGACAGGGAGGGUGCGUCAGUACUUGUGCACGGGACAGAGGGGACAGACUCGACCCUACAGGUGACGUCUCUAGCUCAGAUCAUCCUGGACCCAGCCUGCAGGACCAUUCAGGGAUUCCAAGCUUUAGUGGAGAGAGAGUGGCUCCAGGCGGGCCAUCCGUUCCAGCAGCGUUGUUCCCAGUCAGCCUACAGUAAUAGUAAGCCUCGUUGUGAAGCCCCGGUGUUCCUGCUCUUCCUAGACUGUGUGUGGCAGAUCCUCCGCCAGUUCCCCUGCUCCUUCCAGUUCUCGCAACACUUCCUGGUUCUGCUGUUCGAACACGCCUACGCCUCGCAGUUCGGGACCUUCAUGGGCAACAGCGCCUCCGAGAGGUCUAAGUUGAACCUAUCUCAGAAGACAGUCUCUCUGUGGUCAUGGGUGAACCGGCCCCAGGAGGUGGAGAGGCUGUCUAACCCGCUCUACGAGGCCAACUGUCUGGUUAUAUGGCCCUCCGUAGCCCCUCAGAGCCUGCUACUAUGGGAAGGUGUGUUCCUGCGUUGGAAGCGCAGCUCCAGGUGUCUGGAUGAGGCGUACGACGAGAUGGUUCAUAUCAUACAGUACAACAAAGAGCUGCAGAAUAAAGUCAACAACCUCAGGAGACAGCUGGCCCAACUGGAGACUGAGGAGCCUCUGCUGCAAACACCGUAGAGGAGAGGAGAGGAGAGGGAGGGAGGGGUGGUGGAGAGGAAGAAGAAGAGUGGGAGAAGGAGAUGUGAAGGAGGAAAAGGGAGAAGGAGAGGAGGAAGAUUAAAGCAGAGGUAACAACACUAGGUUACUACUCCAGAGACCUGAGGCUGUAUGUAUUAAACAUCAUGGACAGGAUAGACCUGAUCCUAGAUCAGCACUCCUACUCUAUCUAAUGUUAUUCAUUAUUAUAUUAAAGGCCUUAUUGACGCUCCUACUCUGAACUGCUUGGCGCAUAACGGUCCCAGAAGAAGAGAACGAUAUGAACUCGGACGGGGGUCGAGGGACGGGGGAACGAGGGACGGGGGACGGGGGUCGAGAGAUUUUUGAGUACUUAAAAAAAAAAUACAAAUAAAAAAAUGCUUCCUCGUCUUUUAAGUAACGCGGUUGAUUCCUUGCUUUACACCAACCCGCUGGUGUUAGGUCAGUGCCUGCUGAAAGGGCGAGAGAGUUCUCUGGAGCAGGGCUAAAGCCAAGUAUAUCUAUCUCUAUCUAUCUAUAUUACAGACAUGUAUAGAUAUGCUCCUCAUGCUACCCCUGGUCACCAGCCAGCAGCUGCCCAACCACACCCAGGCUCUUAUUGAAAGGGGCUCUUAUUGCUGGAUAUGAGGAGACUGCAGCACUACUCUGAGUAACCACGGCAACACGUGCCAGUAGCUGCACUGUGUACACAAUACUGACUACAGACCCACGUACACACUGACUACUAUAGAACACACAGACCCACACACACACACCUGACUACUUUAGGACACACAGACCCACACACACUGACUACUUUAGGACACACAGACCCACACACACACACUGACUACUUUA